AUGGCCGGCCAGGGGGGCGCCGCGGAGGACCGGGAGCCGCUGGUGGAGGUGCGCCUGGGCGAGCGCCGCUUCCCGCCGGUGCGCCAGAGGCGGCUGGUGGAGCAAAGCGACUACUUCCAAGCGCUCUACCGCUCGGGCAUGCGGGAGGCGGCGGCGGAGGCCGAGGAGGCGGCGGAGGCGGCGGGGGGCGCCCGCUUGGCGGUGCAGCGGCUGCGCGGCGGGCUGAGCGCGGCGGGGCUGGCGCGGGUGCUGCGCUUCGUCGAGACGGCCCGGCUGGAGGAGGAGGCGGGCGAAGAGGCGCUGGCCGAGCUGGUGGAGGCCGCCUCCUUCCUGCAGGUGAGGCCCCUGCUGCACCUGUUGAGCUCCCGCCUGCGCCUGCCCAACUGCCUGCACCUGCACCACCUGGCCCAGGUCUACGGGCUGGCCGAGCUGGCCCACGCCUGCCUGGACUUCAUGGCCGGACGGCUGCACCAGCUGCUGGCCCAGCCCGAGGACUGCCCGCUGCACCUGCUGCCCACCGGCCUGGCCCAGCAGCUGCGCCAGCACCGCCACCGUGGCCGGCCCGCCCUGCUGCUCCUGGGCGCCUUCCUGGACCGGCCACCGCUGCUGCGCUACCAGGAGGAUGAGCGGCGCUGGGAGCCACUGCCGCCUGCCGAGCUGCCCGCCCAGCUGCUCCAGGUGCGCGGCUUCGGCUCGGCCACCCUGGACGACUACCUGUUUGUGGCGGGCGGCUACCGGCCCGGCAGCCAGGAGAUCGCGGCGGCGCACCGCUACAACCCCUGGCUGAAGGAGUGGCGCCCGCUGGCCUCCCUGAACCAGAAGAGGGCUAAUUUUAAGCUCCUGGCCGUGAGUGGAAAAUUAUACGCCGUCGGGGGCCAGUCGCUCUCCAGCGUCGAGUGUUACAACCCGGAGCAGGACUGGUGGACCUUCGUGGCGCCUUUACCAGCUCCCCUUGUGGAGUUCUCAGCGUGUGAAUGCAAGGAGAAGAUCUAUGUCAUGGGAGGCUACACUCCAAGAGACCGGAAUCUGAAUAUCUGGGAAUAUUGUCCCGUCUCUGACAAGUGGACUAACUUCGAAACCUGCGGAACGCACCUCCGCAAGCAGCAAAUGUUGUCGGUGGAGGAGACCAUCUAUAUCGUGGGCGGCUGCAGCCACGACUUGGAUUCCAAGACGAGAUCCGGUCAGAACGAGGCUAUGUUGACUGUGCAGUCUUACAACGUGGUUACCAAAGAGUGGCUCUACCUCAAAGAAAACACCUCCAAAUCGGGCCUCAACCUGACUUGCACUUUGCACAACGACGGGAUUUACAUCCUGAGCAGAGACAUCACUUUGUCCACAAGCCUGGAGCACCGGGUUCUUCUGAAAUAUAAUAUAUUUUCAGACCGGUGGGAGUCACUGAGAAAUUUCCCCAUCCCCGGUCAAAACAUGUUGAUCUGUUCUUUGUAUUUCCCAGAUCUGAGCUGA
Messenger RNA from Protobothrops mucrosquamatus (brown spotted pit viper), 1464 nucleotides. RefSeq names its product kelch like family member 42 (gene KLHL42). The record is from RefSeq and is a predicted model, not a curated record. The coding region runs from base 1 to 1464 and encodes 487 amino acids. NCBI's taxonomy places the organism in Eukaryota, Metazoa, Chordata, Lepidosauria, Squamata, Viperidae. The transcript has 3 exons. Gene Ontology annotation, molecular function: protein binding.